Molecule: messenger RNA, 1398 nt
Organism: Drosophila montana
Lineage: Eukaryota; Metazoa; Arthropoda; Insecta; Diptera; Drosophilidae
Gene: Gagr
Product: Gag-related
Exons: 1
Coding region: 260-1387 (375 amino acids)
Source: RefSeq, a predicted model, not a curated record
CGUAGUGUUCGAAGUAAAAUUCAUGUUAAUGAAUGUUAAUUUAUACAUUUUGUAAGAAUCUAAAAUCUGUUUAUUUCAACAACAACAACUGCAACAACGGCAACAAUUAUUAUUGGAAGCGCGCGCGAAAUUGUUAUUUGAUUUUUGAAACGCGAUUCGCUUGAGAUUUAUUUUUAUUUUUUCGGCAUAUACUAGUAGUCGUGCAUGGAACGUCGCGUAGAUCGCAUCGAUAGGGAACGAGAACAACAGCGCGAUUGACAUGGAUCCCGAUUUCGUGAACAAAUACAACCAAGUGCUGAAUCGCCUGAAGCUUGUCGAGAAUUUCGAUGGCACCGAUGCCGGCAAGCUGCCGCAGUUUCUACACAAAAUCGACGCCCUAAUGCCCGCGAUCAACACAUUCGAUGACUACUACAAAGCGCAGCUGAUUGGACACAUCAAGAACAAAUGCACAGAUCGGGCCAGAGAUGCGGUCUUCACCCGGCAGCUGAGCGCUCCGGCGGGCACGGCCAACGGCCACGGCCAGGCGGGCAAUGGGAGCGCUCUGCUGAAGGCCGAGUCCUGGCACAAGCUGAAGGAGCAGCUGCUGCACAGCUUUGCGGAGCGCGAGUCCAGCUACGCGCUGAUACACAAGAUCCGCAGCGCCGUGCUCGACUCCAAUAUCGAGCUGUACUAUCAGAAGAUGUCGAAGCUGAAGCAGCGACUGCUCAAUCGCAAGCUGACCCACAAUGAUACCCUGUACUCGCUGGAGGAUAUUGAGCGUAUAACGCUGCAAGUGUUUCGGGAUCAUCUGCCGGAGCCGACGCACUCGAUGAUCCUGCGACGCAACCCGAAGAGCAUGGAGGAGGCCUAUCGCUAUAUUGUCGAGGUGCAGCAACAGUUCUACACGCAGAGCGGACCCUUGGGCGGGGAGCAGGGCGCCACGUUCAGCACCAGCCACAAGCAGACCUUUGGCAUGGUCGGCAUGGGCGGCGUCGGCACAGGCACCGUGGGCUCCAGCAUGGGCAUGGGCUCCGGCGUGGGCAUGGGCCUGGGCAUUGCGUCCGUCGGCCUGGCCAGCACGGGCUUCUCGUACGGCCGCCAAAUGUCCGAAAAGGGCACCGCCAACUCCACGCAGGGCUAUCAGCAGCAGAGCAGCAGGAGCUACUACAAUCAGUCGGCGCCCCUGGUUGGCGCUGGCAAAACGAAUCCCAUGUUCAAGAGCAACGGCAAUCCCUCCUUCAAGUCCAGCUUCAGCUACAACGGCAGCGGGAGCGGGAGUGGCAGCGGGAGUGGAGGCUACUCCAACAGCAAGCUGGACAAGAACAAGUCGAAGCAGCAGGGUCCGGGUCAGGGUCAGGGUCAGGGCAAGAAUGUGAAGGCGAACAGCGGCAGCGGCUGGCGGAAAUAGCACCAAGAGAU